AUCCUUCCUAAGACCACACAUCUCCUCGACAGUCGACACCCCCAAGGACUCCCCUCCACAUUUCAUCCUCAAGAAAACAUGGCUACUCUUCAUUUCACUACAUCUCCUUCCUUCACUCUCACUAAACAAGUCCAGCUCACCAAGCUCCCUACUUUUCAGAUCAGGCCCCGGCCACGCCCUAACUCACGCCAACUCUCCUUGAGAGUCCAGGCCUACAAGGUGGUAAUUGAUCACGAGGGAAAAACCACAGAGCUGGAGGUGGAAGAAGAUGAGAGCAUUUUAGGCAAGGCAUUGGACACUGGCUUGUCUGUGCCACAUGACUGCAAGCUUGGGGUGUGUAUGACUUGCCCAGCUAGGCUAGUGAGUGGCACCAUCGACCAAAGUGAAGGUAUGCUCAGCGAUGAUGUUGUGGAGCGUGGGUAUGCUCUUUUAUGUGUCGCUUAUCCGCGAUCAGAUUGUCAUAUAAAAACCAUUCCUGAGGAGGAGCUGCUGUCAUUGCAACUGGCAACUGCUAAUGACUAAACCCUCUGGGUCAAGUGUAAAGGUUUUUAAAAAAUUUUGAUUUUGCGCAUUGAAGAGUUGAAUCAAACUAUGUAUGUUCCUGUUCUGCGAAUGUUGAAUAGAACUAGUAUUCACUUGAA
Molecule: messenger RNA, 641 nt
Organism: Vitis vinifera (wine grape)
Lineage: Eukaryota; Viridiplantae; Streptophyta; Magnoliopsida; Vitales; Vitaceae
Product: ferredoxin C 1, chloroplastic
Exons: 1
Coding region: 79-522 (147 amino acids)
Biological process (GO): electron transport chain
Molecular function (GO): electron transfer activity; 2 iron, 2 sulfur cluster binding
Source: RefSeq, a predicted model, not a curated record